GAAGUCUCGUUCUAUUUUAUCAUGGAAAUUAAUGGAUUAUUUUUUUAACAAAUUUUUAAAGAUAAUAUAAAAAACAAAUAUAUAUAAAUAACUAUGACUUCUCAAACAUGUUCAAUCAAUCUUUUAAUGUCUAUUACAUAUAUCGCUGCAAACAUAACCUUUAGUCUUUAAAGUAUAUAUGUAUUUUUAAACAAUGUUACACAGGACAAUUUGUAAUAUUGUGCGAAGGACAGCAUGUACAAAUAUACAAAUAUCGUAUGCAUUAAAAAGUGUAUCGAACUUAAAUACUAAACGAUGUAAUUUAUUUCUGAAUUGUUCAUACCCGCAACAAAAUUUGAAUUCCAUGUUAUUUGUAAGAUUCAAGAGUAAAGGAAACAUUUCAAGAAAAAGUAAGAGUGAAGAUGAAGAAUCUGAUGAAGAUGAAGAAUCUGAUGAAGAUGAAGAGUUUGAUAUUGAUGUUGAUGACUAUUUAAAUACAGAUAAAUCAAAGGUAAUUGUAAUUACAGUACCUUCUCUUCGAUUAGAUGCUAUUGCUAAAGCUGGAUUAGGAAUAUCACGCAAUAAACUGGAUAAAGAUUUUUACAACAGUAACUUACGUGUAAAUGGAAAAAAAUGCUUCAAAAAAGGAAUGAUGGUGCGUAUUGGAGAUGAAAUAGAUGUCAUUCAAAGACGAAGUCCUACAAAUCCAAACUUUUUGAUAAUAAAUCGAUGUACAUUACAAGCAGUUAAAGCAAAUCCCGAAACAGAUAGUAUUAAAGUAAAAUUAAUUCAAAAUAAAUCUUUAUUAGUUGAAAAUUAUAAAGAUAAAUGGGACAGUAAUGAAUAAUUGUAUGAAUAGUAAAAGUAUAUAUAUAUAUAUAUAAAAUUCAUUUAUAUAUAAUUAAUAUGUACAUAAUUGAUAAGUAUGUAAUAGGUUUAUGUGUAAUAGAUUUUAUGUAUACAGAACAAAUAAAUUUUUAAUAAUACAAGAACUAAA
Molecule: messenger RNA, 976 nt
Organism: Bombus terrestris (buff-tailed bumblebee)
Lineage: Eukaryota; Metazoa; Arthropoda; Insecta; Hymenoptera; Apidae
Product: mitochondrial transcription rescue factor 1
Exons: 4
Coding region: 194-826 (210 amino acids)
Source: RefSeq, a predicted model, not a curated record